AUGGAGGAAUUAGACGAUUCUAUGAAUGAUGUUCUAGCUAAUAUGGACAUUCCUGAUGAUAUUCAGCCUACGACAUCAAAAACCAGCGUAAAUUCCAAAGAAACAAGUCAAAAUAAGGCACAAAACGAAGUAAAAUUAAUAACAUCCGCUAAAAUUCAAGUUCAUUCUAAUCAGAAAGGAAAUCCAUUACUAAAGUCUAUAACCAACGUUCCUUGGGAAUAUAAUGACAAAAUUGUUCCUGAUUAUGUCGUUGGGAAGCACGCUUGCAUUCUGUUCCUAUCAAUCAAGUAUCACAACUUGAAGCCAGACUAUAUACAUGAAAGAUUGAAGCAAUUAGGCAAAAAUUACGAAUUAAGGAUCUUACUGGUUCAUAUUGAUGUUAAAGAAUGUCAUAAUCCUUUAAAACAUUUGACUAGAAUAUGUCUUCUUACUGACAUGACAUUGAUGCUUGCCUGGUCGUAUGAUGAAGCUGGUAAAAUAGUUGAGAAUUACAAGUUAUACGAGAAUGUAUCAGCCGAGAAAUUAAUGGAAAGGCAGGAUGAUAUUGAUGAUCACCAAAAAGUUAUAAAUGCACUUACAGCAAUCAAAUCAGUAAAUAAGACAGAUGCAGCAACAAUUUUAACGAAUUUCGGUACUUUAGAGAAUCUAGUGAAAGCAUCAGAAAGUCAAUUGGCCUCGUGUAUUGGGUUGGGUCCUAAAAAGGCACAGCAGUUAAUUAAAUUAUUUAAUGAACCAUUUUUGAAAUAA
Chironomus riparius is the source of this 747-nucleotide messenger RNA. NCBI's taxonomy places the organism in Eukaryota, Metazoa, Arthropoda, Insecta, Diptera, Chironomidae. The record is from the annotation of a GenBank genome assembly.